GUUUACGAAUAAUGAGUAUUUUGAUAGUUGAUGUAAACGUAAAGAAAUGAGAAAAUAAAAUAUUAUUUUAUGCCUGAGUUUCAACUUAACAUAACGGGUUGAGGUUAAAAUAGAAAUAGGAAACAUUUAAUCAAUAAACUAAAAUGUCUAAGCUAAUUUCAGUGCUAGUGUUAUACCUAUGCUUUGAUCUCGCUCAUCAGUAUCGGGGCAAUACCAGGACUAAUGCUGAAAAAGAGUGGGAUUUUUUAAUAUUUACUCAACAAUGGCCCAGCUCAAUGUGUAAAGUCUGGACACACAAUAAGCCAAAUCACCACUGUGUUUUCCCAAAAAAAACUGAUUCGUGGACCGUCCAUGGUAUUUGGCCUACUAAAGCUGGAACUAAAGGGCCGUUUAAUUGCAAUACAACCUGGCUUUUUGAUCCUGAGCAGGUGAGGCCAAUUGAAAAUGAAUUAGAGCAGGCCUGGACCAAUAUUGAAAAAGAAACAUCACUCUACAACCUAUGGGCCCACGAGUGGAACAAGCAUGGUACUUGUGCAGCAAUGAUAGAACCGUUGAACAGUCAGCUGAAAUACUUCAGCAAAGGCAUUGAUUUCCUUAACCAAUACCAUAUGAAUGAUAUCCUCAGUAGUGCCAACAUCGUACCAUCAGAUACCAAUCCGGUUAAAGCUGAAGAAGUAAGUUCUACCGUUGUCUCCAAACUUGGAGUAAGACCAUUCAUUGCAUGUGAAUUUGAAGAUGGUGUCCAGUAUUUAAUAGAGCUCAGAGUUUGCUUUGACAAACAACUGAAUCUUAAAGAAUGUGAGGGAGAGCAUGAAGUCAAUGGUGUGUUAACCAACUGUAAUAUUGCGAAAAAUAUAAUUUAUCCCUCUCCGUUACCACCUGCCAAUAUGCAGACAGUUCAAUUGUACAAGUUUGUGAACUGGUUGCAAUGGUUCACUCUAUAACAAGUCUUUUCAUAGUAGUAUACCAAACCCUAAAAAUUCUAUUGGAAAACAAACCA
Messenger RNA from Spodoptera exigua (beet armyworm), 1000 nucleotides. The record is from the annotation of a GenBank genome assembly. NCBI's taxonomy places the organism in Eukaryota, Metazoa, Arthropoda, Insecta, Lepidoptera, Noctuidae.